UGGUAUGCUCUACCGCUUCGUCGCCCUCGGCGUCGCGCUGGCGUGCGGGAUCUGGACCGGACUCGCCGUGCAGGAGAAUUACGACGAGAUCUGUGACGAGGUCCGCAAGAGCAUCGCCGACACCGACAUGCCCCAUGCCGACCGGGAGAAGAUUGCCGAGGCGGUCGUGCAAUUUCUGCCGGCCGGGCUGCCCUUCGCCGCCUUCCUGGUCACCUACAUGGCGAUGGCACUGCUCGGGUACCUGAUCAGCUGCGUCUGCUCCUGCUGCGGCUGCUGCGGAGGCUGUUGCGGCUGCGGCCCCGGCCACGAGUACGCGAUGAUGCCUCCCACCGUCGCCAUCGGCGGGCAGUACCGCGUGAUGCUCGUUCCACCGCCCACCGCCCCGCGCGGCACGUGGUCCGACGGGCUCUGUUCGUGCCUUAGCGACGCGCCCGUCGCACUGGUCGCUUGCUGCGUGCCUCCUCUCUUGCCCGCGAUGCUGUACGAGCGCGUGACUGGGCACGCGGGCUCGUGCAAGUUGCUAACCGUCUUCGUCGGCGGACUGUGGCUUCUCGCAACCUUCGGCGCGCCUGCCUUUUGCCAGUACGGCGGCAGCUUGCCGAGCCACGUGCCAAACGAGUGCCGUCUGGUCAACGCCGCGUCGACGGCGUCGAUGGUAUGCAUGGUGCUGCUGGUGUGGACCGUGCGGAGCCGGGUGCGCCAGGCCUUCCACAUCCCGCCCUCCUGUGCUUGCGACGCCUGCGACGACGGCGUCUGCGCGUGCUUCUGCCUGCCGCUCACCGCCGCGCAAGUCACGCGCCAUCUCAACGCGACGGAGGGGACCCGCUUCUCGCUCUCCUCGCCGACCGGAGCCGCGGCGCGCCACUUCCCGCCCGCGACAGGCCGCGCGCCGCAGCCCGCCUACGCUCCGCCGAUGGCGGUCGCGGCGCCCGUCCCCGGCGCGGCGCUGCACCAGGCCGUCCCCGCGGGAAGCGAGGUGCCGAUGGGGCUGCCGGUGACGCCGCCAAAGUGAGGCUGCGGAGGUGGUGGUGGAGAAGGGUGUGGCCUUGUGGGGGAAGGGGGAGGGAGCGGGGAAAGAAGAGAGGGGGGGGGGGGGUCGGAACGAGGGAGCGCCGCAGGCGCAGGCUUGUGAGUGGCGCGGAGAAGGCCUAGGAA
Molecule: messenger RNA, 1155 nt
Organism: Emiliania huxleyi CCMP1516
Lineage: Eukaryota; Haptophyta; Isochrysidales; Noelaerhabdaceae
Exons: 7
Coding region: 5-1012 (335 amino acids)
Source: RefSeq, a predicted model, not a curated record